UAGAAUGCGUACAAGUGCUCCCGAGUCCUGACACCGUCUUCGUCUCCGAUCAGCGAUGGCGGCCACGAGAUCGCUCCAGCGCUGCCGCCAUCUCCUCUGCGCCCUAGCUUCUCCCUUCUCCGGCCUUCGUAUUCUUCUUUCAGAUUCUUUUCAGAUGCCAUUGCUCCCCAUUCAACCCCUCCGCCUCUUCCGACGCCCCCUCCAAUACCUUCCCCUGAGCCGAACAGUGGAAAUGGAGAUUAUGGCACCGUUUGCUCUUCUCUUAACGAGGCUGAAGUCGCCAAAUUCGCCGCCAUUUGCUGAAACAUGGUGGGAUUUUGAGGGACCAUUCAAGCCUCUGCAUCAGAUGAAUCCUACUCGAAUAUCUUUCAUUCGGUCAGCGCUCUGCCGUCAUUUCAGAAAAGACCCCUUUUGCGCACGGCCUUUUGAAGGGUUGAAAGUGAUUGAUGUUGGAUGUGGAGGUGGUAUUCUUUCAGAGCCUCUUGCUCGGAUGGGAGCAUCGGUAACAGGCAUUGAUGCUGUGGAAAAGAAUAUCAACAUUGCUCGCAUACAUGCUGAGUCAGACCCAUUGACUUCGUCUAUUGAAUACCGUUGCACAACAGCUGAGCAAUUGGUCAAGGAAAAUAAGAAGUUUGAUGCUGUUAUAGCUCUUGAGGUAAUUGAACAUGUUGCAGAUCCCUCUGAGUUCUGCAAAUCUUUGGCAGCAUUAACAGCUCCCAACGGGGCCACUGUUAUCUCUUCUAUUAGCCGCACUAUGAGGGCUUUUGCAACUGCUAUAGUUGCUGCAGAGUACCUCCUUAGAUGGCUUCCAAAGGGCACUCAUGAUUGGUCUAGUUUUCUUACUCCGGAGGAACUAGUCCUCAUUCUGCAAAGAACAUCCAUCUCUGUCAAAGAAAUGGCUGGAAUCUCCUACAAUCCUGUGACUGGGGAAUGGUCUCUUUCAGAUGAUAUUGGUGUAAAUUUUAUUGCUUAUGGUGCUAAAGAGGGUGAUGUACAGUAAUUUCAAUGCUGUUCAGUCUUAGUUUAUGUUGCUCUUUUUAGCCAUGUUUUUAACAUUCAGUUUUGUUUUUUUUUAUUUUAUGUUACUGUGUUGUUGGUGUUGAAAAGCAGGGAUGUUGUUAUCAAUGUUUCCUUCUUAAUUUC
This is a messenger RNA of Dioscorea cayenensis subsp. rotundata (Guinea yam), 1143 nucleotides long. RefSeq names its product ubiquinone biosynthesis O-methyltransferase, mitochondrial. Gene Ontology annotation, biological process: ubiquinone biosynthetic process. The record is from RefSeq and is a predicted model, not a curated record. Lineage: Eukaryota; Viridiplantae; Streptophyta; Magnoliopsida; Dioscoreales; Dioscoreaceae. The transcript is spliced from 9 exons. The coding region runs from base 56 to 1000 and encodes 314 amino acids. Gene Ontology annotation, molecular function: 2-methoxy-6-polyprenyl-1,4-benzoquinol methyltransferase activity.